GGUAUUCUUAUUUUCAGAUAGAAACAAAUAUUUUUGAUUAAGUUUUCAGUUUUCUUAGGAUGGGCAUUUCAGACAGAAUACCCAAGAGUAAGAGCCUCUGGCUCAUUUGUGUCUUCAUACUAUUUCACUUUAUGGCUGCUGAGGCCAACAUUGUUGAAGAUUUUGAUGCAGAUUCUUUUGUGGAAACUGAGGAGUUUGAGAGCACAUCGACACAAGAUGCUGCUUCCACUGAGAGCCCUGCUGUUGAGGAGGAAGACAUUGCUUAUGCCACUCCCAAACCUCCUCCCAACUCUUAUAUGGCUGAAACUUUUGAUGACAUUGUCAAAUUUAGCAAAACUUGGAUCAAAUCACAAGCUAAGAAAGAUGGAGUUGAUGCAGAAAUUGCCAAAUAUGACGGGGUUUGGUCGGUGGAAGAACCUGUUGUGCCUCUCCUGAAGGGUGACAGAGGACUUGUUCUCAAGUCCAAAGCCAAGCAUGCUGCCAUUUCUGCUCCUCUCAGUCGCCCCUUCAAAUUUGGUGCCAAGCCAUUUGUAGUACAGUAUGACGUGACCCUACAAGAGGGACAAGAGUGUGGUGGUGCUUACCUCAAAUUGCUGAGCCUAGGGGAUGGAAAGCUGACUGAGUUCCAGGAGAAAACUCCCUACACCAUCAUGUUUGGGCCUGACAAAUGUGGCAAUGACUUUAAAAUGCACUUCAUCUUCCGUCAUGUUAACCCUCUCAAUGGCAGUAUUGAGGAAAAACAUGCUAAGCGCCCACUUGGCAAAUUUGAGGACUCGUUCUCUGACAAGCGACCACAUCUCUACACGCUCAUCAUCAGACCUGACAACACUUUUGAAAUGAGUCUUGAUCACGAAGUGAUCAACACAGGCAACUUGUUGGAAGACUUCACUCCGCCUGUUAACCCCGAGCCUGAGAUCCCCGACCCCAAUGACUCCAAGCCUACCGACUGGGAUGAGCGAGAAACUAUUCCUGAUCCUGAAGAUGUGAAGCCUGAGGAUUGGGACGAUGAUGCUCCCAGAAAGAUCCCUGACGCCAGCGCCACCAUGCCUAGCGGGUGGCUGGAGAAUGAGCCCGAUAUGAUCCCCGAUCCCGAGGCAGUCCGUCCAGAUGACUGGGACAACGAAAUGGACGGCGAGUGGGAGGCGCCUCUGAUCAACAACCCUGCCUGCUCCGGGGCACCUGGCUGCGGGCCUUGGCAACGUCCUCUCAUUGACAACCCCAACUUCAGGGGCAAGUGGAAGCCCAAGCAAAUCACUAACCCCAACUAUCGAGGAGUCUGGAUGCCACAAAUGAUUCCCAACCCCAAUUACUUCAAUGAUCUCGAGCCGUUCAAGAUGACCCCUAUUAGCGCCGUUGGGUUCGAGCUGUGGUCCAUGUCAAAUAAUAUCUUGUUUGACAACAUUUUCAUCUCGGACAACAUUGCUGAAGCAAAGGAGUUUGCUGCCGAGACUUUCGAUCUCAAGAUUGCUAAGCUCGAGAAGGGCAAGGGCGGUGUGUUGCAGCGAUUCCUGGACUACAGCAACGAGAGGCCCUGGUUGUAUGCCAUCUACGUGCUGCUGGUGGCCGUGCCGGUCGUGCUAGUCAUCAUGUGCUGCUGUGCCUCGCCUAUAGAUAGGAAAGCUGAAGAAGAUCAAGCAUCACGCAAAAAGACCGACGCCCACACCUCGGAUGACGUGGACAGGCCUGAAGGAAUUGUUGAAGAGGAAGAAGAUAAUGACGAUGUAGGUGACGAUGUUGAUGAGGUUGAGGAUGCUGAGGAAGAAGAGGAUGCAGAAGCAGAGGAAGAGGAUGCAGAAGCGGAGGAAGAGAAAGAAAAACCCGAAGAAGAGAAUCGAGAUGAGGAUAAUGGAGAAGAACAAGACGAUAAAGAAGAAGGAAGUUCACAAGAAGAGGAGGCCGCAGAUGGCCUCGAUGAUCCGUCCAGUAAAUCAGAUGAGGAAAAGCAGCCGUCGCCUCGUCAGCGAAGAAAACCUCGCCGAGAUUAGAGGGAUAAAAAUGCUUGAUGACCAAUAAUUUGAAAAGACAAACUGUUCAUUUACGAAACGGUGCUGGGGUUUUUUGAUAGCAGGUUAAAAAGUUAUCCAGAACUUCGUUUUUUUUUUCAUUCACAGAGUCGGGAACUCAUGUUUGAUUGUCAAGCGGCUCUAGUGGAUUGUUUUGAUCAAUAACUUUAGGGGAUUAUGUCAUAAACUCAGAGGCAAACAUUUUCUGUUUAUUUUUGCCCAUCCGGUGAAUAGAAGGAAAUUGCCGGCGUCUUGGUGUGUUGAUUUGAAUAUCUUAGACAACUUUCAUUCUGUAUGUGUUUUGGAAAUGGCUGAGGGUAUCUUUAGUUCAGUGUUGGAAUUUUGUAGUAUUGGUCUAAGGAUAUCGCACUGGCCAGUGAUCGUAAAGUUGAGUCCGUAUUGUUAACUGAGCUUUCUACAGAAGAAUCUUUUCUUCAAUGGAAUCACGAUAGAAUUUAUUGAUACUUGGUAAAUUUUGAUUCCAAAAAAAGGCUAAUUGUCACUUGCGUGUUAACGAUGUUUUAUGAUCAACAUAAAUGUGUUUUAUAGUUUCUACGUAUAAUAUAAGUCUAUCGAGUGUGUGUGUCUGCCUGUGUGUCCAUAUCCUUAAUGAUGCUUUCUUUAGGUCAGAUAAGUUAUUAUUUGAAGCCACUAUCAUCGUUACGUCAUAUCAGUCAUGUUGUCUUGUCUCCUUUAUUAUAUUGAAGAAUUUCAUUAAUAUCUUGGUCCUGAAUACUGUUACACGAGUCGCUCGAUUAAUUAUUUAUACGCCUCUAGGAGCCCCUGAAAAUGUCAUUUCUAUUGUAUUGCUAUUCGUGAUAUAAUGAAUACAUUUGUUGUAUUUUCUUUGCUGUUUUGUAACGUGUUAGAGUACAUGAAAAAUUUAGUGAGGAUUUAUCAAGCUCUGUUAAUUUGAUCGAAAGUUGCCUUGGAAUCCUUACGUCGUAUAUUCAUUACUUCUCUUGCUUAUAUCGAUAACCGCCACUAUACGUACAUUGGUAUGUCUUGCUUUAUGUAGUUAGGAAUUUAUUUCUCGUAGCAUGAAUGAUAUAGCCGUUCUGCUGACCGCUAUCCUCAAAAGGAAUUCCAUAUUUUAUAGUGUCUCAGCAGAGUAACCAUUACUUGGAUUAUUUAUAUAUGUGAAGAAGUUAUUCAACGUAAUGACUUCAAAUCCAAUCCUCUAAUUAACCUUGAACUCCAACAAGCCUUAACUGUAUAAAAUUUAGCUCUUGUCUAGUGUAGAGGAAUAAGAGAAUAUUUAGGCACAGAGUGAACAUCAUGCUAAGGGUUUGGGGUUCAAAAAAGCCGAUAAAUAAUGGAUCUUAGGUUCUAAUAUGCUUUCUUAUGGUAACUGAAGUCGUGUCUUUUAGCUUUAAGGUUAUAAGUUAUGUGUGUAACUGCAAAGAUACGACUUGGUUUUAUUCAUGGUACGUAUCUCUUGUGCUUUAACGAUUUAUAGGAAGAGAUUUCAUUCUGCAUAUUAUCUAGUCCAGUUGACUGGAUUUUUUUGAACGCGUCAUGUCGGAAUGCGGCACGUGUGUAGUAAAGUUUGAUUUAGCAGUAGUCGAGUAAUCUAUCUUAACGUUUAAUUUGAAUUAAAUUUUACUUUAUUAGCUUAUGUGUUGAACGAUUAAGAGUAAUGACAUAGUAUUUUCCUUAAGCCAGCUAUGCAUCGGAGCCUUCUUUGAACGUAAACAUGCGCGUCAUUUCCAUCCUCAGUCCUGGUAUUUUCUGGAGCUGAUGUUGCAGUGAACUAUGUAGUAUCUUAGCGGGUAUUGUCGGCGGCCUAGAAAAUUUCAGGUGCGAAUGCCGGAGAUCUGUUUCCGUAUGGGUACGUUUGGUGAAGUGCUCCAUCUGAUCACUUAUAAACACGCAGCAAUUGUUUCUUGGUUGAUUUUGUAUUCUUACAUUUGAUUUGAUGUUUAUGAACAUUUUAAGCAAAUCUGUUUCGCUUUUGUAUAAUUCUUGUUGGUUCGCAAGCCUCGAGGUAUUCUAUUUGGUUAUUUAUAAAGCUUAAUUUGGAUUUAUAUGCGGUGUUAUUUUGAAGAAAAUUUCUAUCUUUUUAAAGCAAAGUUGUAGUACGCAGAUUAUUUUCUUUCUUUUGUAAUUCAUCUAAAUCGUUUAUAAAUUCAUAUAUUUUUAUUAGCUUCGUGCCUAUGUAUCUCUUCAAUCUAUAACAACAGUAUUAAUGCGUGCAUCAAAAAGCUGCGCUUCAGUGGAGAUGAUUUCAUUUAUCCGUAUGCAAUCUUGAUUUGGGAUGCUGUAGGAUACGUUGUUUUUCUUGUCAUUUGUAUCGGAAUAAGUCCCAUUAAAAAGCGAUUGAAUACCA
This is a messenger RNA of Hyalella azteca, 4332 nucleotides long. RefSeq names its product calnexin. NCBI's taxonomy places the organism in Eukaryota, Metazoa, Arthropoda, Malacostraca, Amphipoda, Hyalellidae. Gene Ontology annotation, cellular component: endoplasmic reticulum; endoplasmic reticulum membrane. The record is from RefSeq and is a predicted model, not a curated record. The coding region runs from base 60 to 1985 and encodes 641 amino acids. Gene Ontology annotation, molecular function: calcium ion binding. Gene Ontology annotation, biological process: protein folding. The transcript is spliced from 12 exons.